AAAAACAUUAGAGUACAGUAAGAAUAAGUGCAUCAGUGAGUAAUCAUAAUCUGUUGUUUUUCACAUUCUCAUAUACUCAGUGAAUACUUAACUGCCAGUGUAUCCCUUUCCAGUGAAAAGAAAGCAUAAAUGAUCUCCUAUAAAACAUGCAAACUAUUGUCACCUCAUUCAACAGACAGGUCAUAUACUGUAUAUCAGUCAGACCUGAUACCAUGUCAUAUUGACUUAGCAGCACAAGCAGAAGCAAACAGCCCAGGUAUGUUUUCGCGUUGCUUUACUGGUUUGAUACCAUGUCUUGUAUAACUGCUUGUUGAACUGGGAAAGUAUUUUAUUUUUUGGGAAACUAAUUGGAACUCUCUUCAGAAGAAUUUGAAAGGCAAAGCAACCACUAAAUCUACGAUUUUAAAGUUAAAGUCUAUCUGGAAAUAUUUUCUUUUUUUUUUCUUUUCCCCCUAGGGUCUGGGUCACCUGUGACAAGUUUUUGCUUAACUUAUUAGGGGAUACAUUUUUCCAUCUUUGCCAUGAAGUGGAGUGCUAUUCAUCUCCUGACUUUCAUUGGGCUCACCUCUUGUGUUACAUCUGAACUCACAGGCCAAGGCCUAGAUAUUGCCUUCCUGAUGGAUGGAUCUGGGAGUGUGGGGGCAGACAACUUUAUUGUCAUGAAAACGUUUGUAAAAAAUUUGACCGCAAGUCUCCUGGAGUUUAAUACCUCUUUUGCCUUUGUACAGUACUCCUCUGGAACCACCAUCCACGUGAACUUUCAUCAGUUUCAGAGAACAGGAUGGGAAAAUCAGGUGGACAGUAUCAGCCAGAUAGGAAGCAACACAUAUACUGCAGGUGCUAUCCAGACAGUUGUGAAUGACUUGUUUGAUUCUUCUGCUGGAGCGAGACCUAAUGCCCAUAGAAUCCUCAUUGUCCUCACAGAUGGGCAAUCCUCGGAUACGUCAACCUAUCCCAGUGCCACAGCACUGGCUGACAGAAAAAAUAUAACUAGAUAUGCUAUUGGGAUUGGAAAUGUCUUUGACAGUCAGUCAGCAACAGAUGAACUUAGGAGUAUUGCAUCUUCACCAGAAUCAGACUACGUGUUUAAAGUGGACAGCUUUGAGGCACUGGACAAAAUCAUUAGCAGUCUGGUGAAAAGAAUCACGGUCAUAGAAGCCACAGUGAUGAGGAGGCAGAUUGUGAGAGUGGAACUGCAAGUUAACUUGACCUUUGACCUAAACAACACUGUGGUUCAGGAUGAAAUCCUAAAUCAGAUCAAACUGAAACUACAGGAGCAGGGGCUGCCAUCCAACACCAAACUGAGCUGGAUUAAGCAGCCUGAUGGACAGAUUUUCCACAAAAAGUACAAUGAGAAGAGCGUGAAAGAACAGAAGAAGAGCAAAGAUGAAUUUUGAACAGCUCUGCAAGAGAGUGGAAAGUGGAGUAUAUGAAUAUUACA
Molecule: messenger RNA, 1441 nt
Organism: Alosa alosa (allis shad)
Lineage: Eukaryota; Metazoa; Chordata; Actinopteri; Clupeiformes; Clupeidae
Product: integrin alpha-D-like
Exons: 8
Coding region: 522-1397 (291 amino acids)
Source: RefSeq, a predicted model, not a curated record